This is a messenger RNA of Meriones unguiculatus (Mongolian gerbil), 1602 nucleotides long. It is a transcript of the gene Ift46, whose product is annotated as intraflagellar transport 46. Lineage: Eukaryota; Metazoa; Chordata; Mammalia; Rodentia; Muridae. Gene Ontology annotation, cellular component: centrosome; motile cilium; intraciliary transport particle B. The record is from RefSeq and is a predicted model, not a curated record. The coding region runs from base 349 to 1257 and encodes 302 amino acids. The transcript has 12 exons. Gene Ontology annotation, biological process: intraciliary transport; cilium assembly.
GCAGCUAGGGGCGGGGUGGCAGCGCAAUAGGUCUCGCGAGCUUUCCUCCUCGCUCUCGCUGUUUUAUUUUAUAUUUAUAAUCAUUUUGCCUAGCGACUGACAACAGGCGGCUUGCUGCACUUAGGGAUCCCUGAAGUGGCCGGGCCUGAGAGUGAGACCCCAGUCCUAGGCUGGGGUUCUUUCCAAACAGAGGAAACGGAUCCCGAGGGGCUACAGACCAAAAUUGUUGAGAACCAGACCUACGAUGAGCGGCUAGAGAUUAACGACUCGGAAGAGGUUGCCAGUAUUAGCACUCCAACCCCGGGACAUCAAGGACCUCCUCUUCCUGCCGGUCUUCCUAACAAGACUAUGGCUGAUAACAGCAGUGAUGAGUAUGAAGAGGAGAACAACAAGGAGAAGAAGAAGCCCUCACAGCUGACACCUCAGCGGGGCUUCAGUGAAAAUGAUGACGAUGAUGAUGAUGACUCAUCUGAGACUGAUUCUGAUGACGACGAUGACGAUGAGGAGCAUGGAGCACCCCUGGAAGGGGCCUAUGAUCCUUCAGACUACGAGCAUCUGCCAGUCUCAGCUGAGAUCAAGGAGCUCUUUGAGUACAUCAGCCGGUACACACCUCAGCUGAUCGAUCUGGACCACAAACUGAAACCUUUCAUUCCUGAUUUUAUCCCAGCGGUUGGGGAUAUUGAUGCAUUUUUAAAGGUUCCACGUCCUGAUGGAAAGCCUGACCACCUUGGCCUCUUGGUGUUGGAUGAACCAUCCACGAAGCAGUCAGAUCCUACUGUGCUCUCGUUAUGGCUAACAGAGAAUUCCAAGCAACACAACAUCACGCAACAUAUGAAAGUGAAGAGCCUGGAAGAUGCAGAAAAGAACCCCAAAGCCAUUGACACCUGGAUCGAAAGCAUCUCUGAGUUACACCGCUCGAAGCCCCCUGCGACUGUGCACUACACCAGGCCUAUGCCUGACAUUGACACGCUGAUGCAGGAGUGGUCCCCGGAGUUUGAAGAGCUGUUGGGAAAGGUGAGUCUGCCCACGGUCGAGAUCGAUUGCAGCCUGACCGAGUACAUUGACAUGAUCUGUGCUAUCCUGGACAUUCCUUUCUACAAGAGCCGGAUUCAGUCCCUCCACCUGCUCUUUUCCCUCUACUCAGAAUUCAAGAACUCUCAGCAUUUCAAAGCUCUCGCUGAAGGCAAGAAAGCAUUUACCCCUCCAUCCAACACUGCCUCGCAGGCUGGGGAUGCAGAGACACUGACCUUUAUCUGAGCCACCUCCUGGGGCUGUGCUGCAAAGUCAGAUGAAGACAUGGUCUCCGUGGGCAGCCUAACAUCUGCCUGCUCCACAACUGGACUUGGGCCACACGAGGCUUGCUGCCUUGUCUGCAAGAGCAAGGCACACAUUUGCCCCUGGGUUCCACCUGCCUCCAGUUGCCUUCCCCGAGGAAGGAAGGAUCCACACUGCUGUGGGCAUUUGAGUUGGAAGAACUGGAUUUCCGGGAGCCACAGGACACAGGUUGGGGGAGGAGCUCCCGAAGACACUUUGAGUUAACUGGAAGUGAUUUUAUACACAGAAUGUUUUGUCAGGUUGUGACAGAAUACAUACUGGUUUUCA